Molecule: messenger RNA, 1272 nt
Organism: Hirsutella rhossiliensis
Lineage: Eukaryota; Fungi; Ascomycota; Sordariomycetes; Hypocreales; Ophiocordycipitaceae
Product: globin domain-containing protein
Exons: 1
Coding region: 1-1272 (423 amino acids)
Biological process (GO): nitric oxide catabolic process; cellular response to nitrosative stress
Cellular component (GO): intracellular anatomical structure
Molecular function (GO): heme binding; oxygen binding; nitric oxide dioxygenase [NAD(P)H] activity
Source: RefSeq, a predicted model, not a curated record
AUGGCCCUGACCGCCGACCAAAUCGCCCUUGUCAAGUCGACAGCCCCCGUCAUCAAGGAGCACGGCAAGACAAUCACCACCACCUUCUACCAGCGGCUGCUGAGCGCGCACCCGGAGCUCAAAAACUACUUUUCGCUGCGCAACCAGCAGUCGGGCGCGCAGCAGGCGGCCCUGGCCGACGCCGUCUUCGCCUACGCCGCCUUCAUCGACGACCUGCCGCGGCUGGCCGGCGCCGUCGACCGCAUCGCCCACAAGCACGCCUCGCUGUUUGUGCGGCCCGAGCACUACCCCGUGGUCGGCGAGUUCCUCGUCGCCGCCUUUGCCGAGGUGCUGGGCGACGCCCUGACGAGCGACGUGGCCGAGGCCUGGGUCGCCGCCUACGCGCAGCUGGCCGACGUCUUUGUCCGGCGCGAGAGGCAGCUCUACGACGAGACGGCCGAGUGGCAGGACUGGCGAGCCUUUGCCAUUGUGCGCAAGGAGCACGAGGCCGACGACAUCCUCAGCCUGUACCUGGAGCCCCGGGACGGCCGCCCGCUGCGGCGCUACCUGCCGGGCCAGUACGUGUCGGUGCGGAUCCCCAUCCCCGAGCUGGGCGGCCUGUUCCAGUGCCGGCAGUUUAGCCUCAGCACGGCGCCCGACGAGGGCAUGCGGCAGUACCGCGUCUCGGUCAAGCGCGAGCAGACGGUCGACAACGCCUCGGUCCAGGACCUGGCCGACGGCAAGGUGCCCGGGCUCAUCUCCAACAAGCUGCACCGCGAGUACGCCGAGGGCGCCGAGGUGGAGCUGAGCCCGCCCCGGGGCGAGUUCUUCUUCGACGUCGCCGCCGCCGGCCCCGCCGCCCCCGUCGUGCUGCUGUCCGUCGGCGUCGGCGCCACGCCGCUGCUGUCCAUCCUCGAGUCCAUCGUCGGCUCCGCCACCCAGGCCUUGCGCCCCGUCAGCUGGGUCCACGCCGCCCGCCGCCCGGGCGCCGUGUGCUUCGCCAAGCCCGUCGGCGAGAUUGCGUCGCGGCACGCCAACGUCCGGUCCCUCGUCUUUGUCAAGCACGCCGACAAGCAGGCCCACCGGCCGGGGCGCGACUACGACUUGGAGGGCCGGCUGAGCAUGGAAAAGGCCGAGGCCGAGGGCCUGCUGCACCUGCAAGACAGGUCGGCCGGCUACUACAUCUGCGGGCCCGAGGAGUGGAUGGUGCAGGCGAGGAAGUGGCUCCAGGACCGGGGGGUCGCCCGGGAGCGCGUCUUUGUCGAGCUGUUUAGCACCGGCGAGGUGCAUUAG